Molecule: messenger RNA, 587 nt
Organism: Mytilinidion resinicola
Lineage: Eukaryota; Fungi; Ascomycota; Dothideomycetes; Mytilinidiales; Mytilinidiaceae
Exons: 1
Coding region: 226-519 (97 amino acids)
Source: RefSeq, a predicted model, not a curated record
GAUGUACCUGACUUGGGUGAACGGAUUGGAUUGGGUUAGCGACGCCGCGUUCCCCUUUUCGCAUUGGAUCGGGAGUUUCUUUCGACCGCAACGUCAACUUGCCCAGUUAUUUAUCGACAACACGCGUCUCCCAUAUUCAAGGAGGGCCAAACAAGAUCUGCCACGGAAAAUACUUGAUAGUAGAUAACUCCCUCUUCUGCCUUGCUGGCUAGUCCUACUUUCGCGAUGGCAUUACAACGAGGGCGGGCGCGGACGGCAUGUGCAUAUGUUGCCACUAGACGUACGCUACGGUGUUGCAAGGUCUCAUUUUGGACAAGAAAGUUAUGGGAGGAUUCACAGAGGUCUAAGAGGUUUGAAAUUACCUUUACGUUACCUAGUGUCGAGUUUAGAGAAAAGUACCAGGCGCUGUUACUUUUCCUCUUUCUUAGCCCAGUUUGUUCAGUUGCAAAUUCUGGAAACAACUACUCCUUUCAUCAUCGAAUCCAUAGUCCGUCUUCUCUAUGGUUAAAUGAAGUCUAGCUCUUACGCUUUCGUUGUAGGUUUGUCAUUCAAGGCUAAGAGUUUGUGACGCGAAUGCGAAAGCACAU